Molecule: messenger RNA, 1612 nt
Organism: Laetiporus sulphureus 93-53
Lineage: Eukaryota; Fungi; Basidiomycota; Agaricomycetes; Polyporales; Laetiporaceae
Product: nagb/rpia/CoA transferase-like protein
Exons: 8
Coding region: 106-1149 (347 amino acids)
Biological process (GO): translational initiation
Cellular component (GO): eukaryotic translation initiation factor 2B complex
Molecular function (GO): translation initiation factor activity; guanyl-nucleotide exchange factor activity
Source: RefSeq, a predicted model, not a curated record
GACUCGCUUCGACUUCGACUUCCUGCUCGUCGCUUGCGGUGGUCCAGUUGUGCAUUCAAAUCGUGGCGUAUUCGCUCCUGCGUCUUUCCACCCUUGCACCGUGUCAUGGCUGAAGCAGACAGUAAUGAUAAGUUCGACAUCUAUGCCACCUCUCAGCACUUCCUCGAGGAUGAUAAAAUAUCGCCCCCCCUCGCUGCAAUACUGGCCCUGACAGAGUCCAUAGCAAAGUCCAAUGCGGGUACCAUGUUUGAGCUUGUCCAAGCCCUCAACGACGACGCCGAAAUUCUCAAACAGAGAUCUGCCAAUCCUAUCAGUCUGAACGCUGGUUGCGAGCUGUUCAUUGCCUUUGUGACGUUAUUUCCUCACGAAUCGGACAGCUUCUCGGAGUUGAAGACCGAGCUAGUGAAGCAGGGUCAAAAAUAUGCCGCAGAAGCAAUCACCUUUCGGGACAGAAUUGCUGAGCUUUCUCUCGGAUUUAUUAAGGACGACUCGGUGAUUCUCACCCACUCGUAUUCACGUGUAGUCAUGAAAACCUUGCUCCACGCACACAAGACAAAACGAAUAUCCGUCUACGUUACGGAGGCACGGCCUCGUGGCCUAGGCAUGAAGACAUACGAGGCAUUGACUGCUGCUGGCAUACCCUGCACCGUUGUCCUUGACUCAGCCGUAGCUUAUGUAAUGGAUCAAGUAGAUUUCGUCCUAGUUGGGUCAGAGGCGGUCGUCGAGAGCGGCGGCUUAAUCAACGCCGUUGGCAGCAACCAGAUCGCGAUUAUCGCAAAGGCUGCCAAUAAACCAUUUUACGCGCUAGCCGAGAGCUACAAAUUUCACCGUCUUUUCCCCCUAUCACAAUAUGAUCUGCCUACACACAAUCCGACCAUCUUGUCCUUCCCAGCGCUGCCACAGCCAUCUGCAGAUAGCGAGAGUGCCCGAAGCCGCCCAACUGUUCCGUCAUCUGCCGCAAGUGGCGUUCCGGCACGGACGAAAACGCUGCCGCCCCCGACCGAAAUGAAGAUGAAUGCGGAACAAAUUGCACGGAAUCCUGGCGUGGACUAUACCAGACCUGACCUGAUAUCACUUGUUUUCUCGGAUGUUGGGAUACUGACACCGGAAGGCGUGAGUCAGUACCUAGUCGGUAUGUUCGCCGGGUAAGGUCGAACGAGUAGGCGUUUCUCCAAUCCUAUUCGCGGCAAGAUCGCCACGCGCGAUAGAGUUAGCGAUAAACUUCUGCAUCAGGUAACCCAAGCCCGACUGAAUAUUGUCCCCGGACACGUGCACGAUCGUCAGUUCCGGCCAGGUUGUUCGGGCGACAGCGCGCACAGGUGAAGGCUAUUCCGAUAGACAGCGCAUGCAUGUUGGCAGACGUGUGCGACCGUUUGCUGGGCACACAAUAUACAUUCUCGUAUACACUCCCUUGGUCUUGGCUAUGUUUAUCGAUGGCGUUCCAACGCAGCAUAUGGCACGCAGCAAGCAUGGCCGUAGCUACCCUUUGUCUAACCCAUCAUGAACCAUGAAUCUCGCCUAGACAGUUCAUCCCCACCUAUGAAUUGCCUCUGCGUCAUCCGUUAGAUCAUUUGAAUAGGGGAAGGUCCUCGAUCGCUACGGAAGAUGUCAU